AUGGAUCUGUUUAGGAAACCUGUGAAAACCUAAGCUGAAAUCGAAGUAUUUAUUAUGUUUGAAUAGAUUCUAUAUAAAGAGUAAUUCCACAAGUUAGAACCAUUUAUUAAAGUGCUUACCCUAUAAAGUCAUUCUGAAUAUUUAGAAGUAACUUCACUAUUUUAUAUACUAUAGCUUAUUAGAAGAAUAAAAGUGUAUGAAUUGAUGGCAUUUAAUUUAGUGCCAUAAAAUGAAUAGGACAAUUUAUAUUUGUUUUAUUAAGGAAGGAUGAGAUAAGAUUUAUCAGAUUUAGAGGAUUUGGAUGAAUUCGCAUCAAAGUCCAAAUUUAUCAAGAAAAAAAAAUAAUAGUACUAAGAAGACUUACCUGAAGGUUAUUUAAUUGACAGACAAAAUAUGAAUAAAAUUGUAAGAAAUAUUUUAAAUUAGUUCGCAGUUGAAAAUUGCACUUUGCUUGUGCUGACACCUACAGACAUUACAUCAUUGCUUCUUAAACAUGAGUAAUUAAUCAGACAGAAAAGACACUUCUUUUUAAAUGCCUUCAAACCUACUAAUGUGGAUGAUAAAUAAUUGUUAUGUCAAAUUGCUGAUUCACUUUAAGUAUUUCAUAAAUACAUUAGCUUUUCUAUUAUGAAGAACUCGCUUGUAUAAUGUAGUUAUAUGAAAAAUUGGAUAACUUGUUUAUCAUUUUUACCGGAAGAGUGCAAAUCUAUACUAAAAGAAACAUUAUUAUGGAGUGCAACCCCAUGGAUUUUAUCAACGAAGAAUGUGCCAUGGCUAAUUAUUCAGCAUAAGUUCUAUCCAAAGAUGCACAAUUAUUUAAAAUAGAUAAAGUUUUACUAUAAUUGUUUCCAGAACCAGCAAAAUUACUAAUUGAGAAUUCAAAAAAGCAAAAAAGUAUGCUAAGAAGAAAAUUAGUAGAAAAUCAUAUUGUUGAUUUAUAAAUACCAGAAAAUCAAGCUUAUAAAUUUCAAAGACAGCAUAAAUUUAGAAGCAUGAUCUCGUUAGAGAAGUUAUUUAAACAAGCUUAACCUCCUUAAUAAAAAUCUGAACAAACUACAAUGACUGGAUUCAACAGAAAGGAUACAUAACAUAGAAAAAAACUAUCAACAGGAAGUAUUGAAGUAUCCGACAAAGUAGUUGUGCAAGUUCUUUUCAACAAAAAUUAAUUUACCUCCAAUCGAACACUUCAAUCUUAAACUUCCGAUAAAUUCAGCCGAUCAUCCUCAAAUAUCUCAAAAUUACUCAAUUUUAAUUUCUAAUCUGUAUAACUAACCAAAUCCUCGAAAAAAGUAUAAAGCUUAUGUCUAUUACCAGAAAUGUCUCAAAAAUAAAAUAAACAAUCCUCAUUAUUAUGA
This is a messenger RNA of Paramecium octaurelia, 1355 nucleotides long. The record is from the annotation of a GenBank genome assembly. NCBI's taxonomy places the organism in Eukaryota, Ciliophora, Oligohymenophorea, Peniculida, Parameciidae.